GGCAAGUUUGCUUUGAAGUGGGAGUUAGAAGUUAGAACACGAUUUUGAUGCAACCCACUGCUCCCCCAAACACAUGCACUAUAGUCACAUAACUUUCCAACUUAUGAAGGUUACAUUAAUGUUUCAUCACCUCUCUCUCUCUCUCUCUCUCUCUAUCUCUCUCUCAGCACUCCCAAUUCCCAUGGCCACUUUCGCGCUUCCUUCCGCUUCUCUCAUUGUCUCCCUCGUCGCUCUCUUGCUCCUUUCGUCAAACGAGUUGCACGCCUUCCAACGCAACGUUUCCUUCGAGACGGUAACCGUCGUCAACGUGUUCCCACAUGAUCCACAAGCCUUCACCGAGGGCCUUCUUUAUCAUGGAAAUGACACUUUAUUUGAGUCAACUGGUCUUUAUGGGGAGUCAUCUGUCCGUAAAGUUGCUCUUCAAACCGGGAAGAUACAAAUACAAUGUUUCCUUCACUGAAAUGAUGCCUAGUUUGAAUAUGAAACCUACUUUGAAUGAAGGAAAUUUACAUGGAUGGGAGGUUGAGAAUAUUCAGAAGAUGGAUAAUUUUUUAUUUGGGGAAGGUUUAACUCUCCUCAAUAAUAGGCUGUUUCAAGUAACUUGGUUGCAUAAAGAUGGUUUCAUAUAUGACCCAAACAAUUUAAGCGAAAUAGGGACAUUUAAUCAUGAUAUGAAAGAUGGUUGGGGUCUCGCAACUGAUGGAAAAGUCUUGUUUGGAAGUGAUGGCAGUUCAACAUUGUAUCAAAUUGAUCCUCAAACAUUUAAAGCUAUAUCAAAUCAAGUUGUCUACUAUAAGGGUCAUCAAGUAUACAAUCUCAACGAAUUGGAAUAUAUAAAUGGUGAAAUUUGGGCAAAUGUUUUACCGACUGACUGCAUUGUAAGAAUCUCUCCCAAUGAUGGCAGUGUUCUUGGCUGGAUUCUCCUCCAAAAUUUAAGGGAAGAACUUAUGGAAGCUGGGAUGAUUAGUGAUAAUAAUGUUUUGAAUGGGAUAGCAUGGGAUGGUGAGCAGAAGCGUAUUUUUGUGACUGGAAAACUGUGGCCAAAGUUGUAUGAAAUCAAGGUUUCACCUAUAAAGAAACCGAUUGAGGAAGGGAUUAUUGAGCAACUUUGCUUGCAUGGGCUUACCCAGCCCAAAGAAAAGGUGGUGAAUCUCGGCAGGAAAUUACGGGCUUAAGUAGACCCAAUGGGAGGUCGAGACACUUUAAUUGAAGGCAUCAAAAUGAAUAUUAAAAAAAUUGGCCCAUUAAAAGUAUUAAACAUUAAUUUUGUAAAAUGAAUGCAAUGAUAGAAUAUUAUUAAUAAUAUUUGCGGUUAUUGUCAAUUUUUUUUCAAA
Cajanus cajan (pigeon pea) is the source of this 1334-nucleotide messenger RNA. Its product is annotated as glutaminyl-peptide cyclotransferase. Gene Ontology annotation, molecular function: glutaminyl-peptide cyclotransferase activity. The record is from RefSeq and is a predicted model, not a curated record. NCBI's taxonomy places the organism in Eukaryota, Viridiplantae, Streptophyta, Magnoliopsida, Fabales, Fabaceae.